This is a messenger RNA of Durusdinium trenchii, 4900 nucleotides long. The record is from the annotation of a GenBank genome assembly. Lineage: Eukaryota; Dinophyceae; Suessiales; Symbiodiniaceae.
AUGUCCUCGCGCAGUAGGCCGUUCUUCCUGUCACUGGGAACAGUCACAGGGGAGAAGGUCCCAGUAACCAUCAAUGGAGAACCAGUAGAGUUUGACGCGCCUGGUUUUAAAGGUCGGUUUCACGUCAUUCACGAUACUGGCAAUGAACCUGGUAAUGUGAAACCUGAGCAGACGGGUGGGCCUAGAAAAGGCUUGAUGGUUCAGUUUCAGGGCAAGUUCAAGAAGAUCGCCAGCAUGGGACAGGAGAACUCCACCAACAUUUGGGCUGGUGGUACUCUAGAUGGCGAGCUCAACCUUGGCUGGAUCAUGUCCAAUGUAGCGUCAGUGGGUGCGAAGUUCGCAAAGAAGAAGACGGGUGGCCGAUUUGUUAUCGACCUAGGCACCAAGACCAGCCCCUGCUUCAUGGGCUUCCACAUUCGUGCUUUGAUGUGCUUCAACCGAACACCAGAGGGUGAAGAGCCGCCCAAACUGGGUAGUGACGAAGUGGAAAAUAUCGCUUGGGCAGGCCCAGGAUUGCUGGAGGUGGAUACAACAAGUACAUACACCUUCGUUUGGAGAGUUGCCUAUCUCGACCUUUGCACCUGGGAAUUGCUCAAGGUUCCAGCCAUCAGCCCCUUGCCACUGGAAAGUGUUCUGGGGGACAUCAAGUCAGGCAUUGCUUGUAUCUACGACUUGGGCCAUUGUGGGGGAGAUCACUCCAAGUUCCGAGAGAGCUUGAUCUUGGAGAUUUUCUUUGCUCGAGGCUCCGAAGGAGACGAGUGGCCACAACCUGCCCUACUUCCUCCUGAGAUGGAUGAUUCACCGAAGACUCCAUUGGAAGCUGCCUCAGAUGCCUCUGAGGAAGCCUCACAGCCCGAUCCCGAAGCGGAAGGCUUGGUAGUUGAGGAUGAGAAUAGUGAUAGUGACUCCACACAGGAUUCUUUGGAAGAUGAUGCGUUCGAUCAAGAUGAGGAGGAAAUCAGAGCUCUUAGCAAAAGCCAUUCCCAAGCCUUGUUGGAGAUCGAAACUUGGCGGCCUCGGAGUAUGGAUGGACCAGCUGCAAAUAUCAACGUUGAGAUGCCCUUCUACAUUGAAGCGAUCGAUCGUUUCCGACGACGGAAGGUCAGAUAUUGGUACAUUUUUGGUAUCCUCUCAGAUGCGCAGAAGCCCCUUUGGCAUGCCCGAGACUCCUUGGAACUGGCGUCGCUGUGCCGACCGAAGCGUCGGCUGCGCACCUUUCGGCGAGGACCUGGGGCACGGAGGUACACUUGCUGUGCAGUCAAGACGUUGGAACAAUUUCGCAUGGUGGUGUUAGACCACCUGAAGCAAGAGGACUCCAAGCUAAGGAACGUGCUGCUGAGGGCAGCGGAAUCGGGAACUUUGACACCCGAAAUGGUGGACAAGCAAACUUCCGGCGUUCCGACUCCCGAAGCAUCCAGCAGUCAAAUGAGCCCGGCCAGACUGGCGCGCAAAGUUCGAAAAGGCGCCAUGGGUCUACGACGGCGUCGCUGGCCGUCCAUCGCCCCACGCUUCUUCAUGGCGUCUGACAGUGUGAUUUGCGCUUUGGCCUUCGCACACGCGCGGCAGGGCCGCGGGAAGAUUGUCCAAGAGGCCCUGGUGGGUGCCGUUCACUUUGAAGGAAGGCUUUGCGAGGAGCUCUUGCGACUCUCCUCCGAUGGAAUCCUCAGAUGCUUCACGCCCUACGACUGUGAAAAGCCCCGGGUGAGUGUGCAUGUGUCGGAGAUUCAGCAGGUCGAUUCGGUGCCAGGUCUUUUUCUGGGACGCUUCCUGCUGUGGCAGGUGCACACGGUGCUGCGAGUCUUUGUGUUCUGCUGCGCGGAUGGCGCGGAUCGGGAGUUGUGGAUCUCCAAUCUGCAGCAAGUGAUGUCCCAGUUUCAUGACUCCAGCCAGCUCCUGACUCCCGCGGAGACGAAGCAGCAGAUCGACUCCCCCCGGGAGCCCAUGACCCCAAAGACGCCGGCCACAUGGAAGUCCUCCAGGUCGACACCUGCAGACGUCUUUGGGUCCAUUGCUAAGAAGGCCGCGGUCAAAGUGGCCGGUGGAGCGUCUAAGGGGAUGGCCUCCUUGCGCGCCAUCGCCAGUGGCCAAAGGGUGCCAUCCAAGGAGGCCAUUCUCUUGAUGGACUCUACUCGCGCACGCCGCUGGGGACAUCGAAGACGCUUGGUGCUGAACGACCGGAUUCUCACCAGUGCACCGAAGCAGGCCUUUGAGUCGGACAUUGCUCAAGUUCUUCUCGAAACAGCUCUUUCCCUGGGUGAUGUGCCAGCAGCUGGAGAUGUAGCUUCGUUCCUUGAUGCCACUUGCUUGCUGAAGGCUAUUCAAUUUGCCUCAUGGAGUGAAGCUGAGCAAUUGGCCUUUUGGGUCAAUAUAUAUCAUUGUCUUCUCUUGCAUGGAUUUCUGAUUUUUGGUGCUCCGCAGACAAAAUCUGAGAUGAGCAACUUUCGCAAUCGAGUCAGCUAUUUGAUUGGGUCAAGGCCGAUGAGCCUGCGAGAGAUCGAGACCGUGAUUUUGCACGUGCCUCGCAGUGACCCGCAGGCGGCGCGCCAGGCGCGCGCACGCGCCAGGCAGUUGAUGGGAGUCUUUGGACUCUGUUGGGGAAAGCUGCCCCAUGCGUCGAGACCCGUGCCUCGCGUGAACGGUGACGAUGGACCAGACUCUCCAGUGAGCCGUUUGGAUGAAGCGGUGGGGCAAAGUGAUACGUUGGGACCUCUUUGCUUACCAAAGAUGCAGCUCCCGAAAGUUCCGUGGGCGAGUGGAAAGGUCCAAGCUUGCCUGUACCUGGGCAUCUCCCCAGAAAGUUGGAUCUUGCCGAAGCAAGACUUGAGAGUGGUCUUGACCUUGAACCGUGGCACGCUGAGCUGCCUCUCUGCGAUUCCAGUGUUGACUCCAGAGAACUUGGAGCAAGAACUCGAUUGCAUGGCACAUCAAUUUGUGAGUACUUUCGUGGAGGUGCAGCUUCGUGACACGGUUCCUGAGAGGGCCACUUUGCCCAUGAUGUGCCAAGGGAUUCUGCAGGAGUUCCGAGACAAUGAGCGCGACUUGUUGGCUUUCAUUUGGAACUUCAUGUCCAAGGAGGCAGCGCAGCUGCCGGAGCGCAAAGUCCGGGUGAAGUUCAAGAAGUUCCCACAGGAUGCGCGCCCCCGCGCGCAGUUCUUCAAGGCCAUCUUGACGCCGAAGACGAUGUCGUCGUCCACGAGCUUUGAAGCCUUGGGGAGUGCCGCCAAGGCGGGGAACCGAAUGGUGGCCGGUUCUUGCAUGAGCCUGGUAGCUUUGAGCCAGAAGGCCUCCAGUGAUGUGAGAGCCGGUCGCUGGCGUUUGGCCUUCCGUCGGCUUUUCGCUGACCUGAAGCAUCAUGGCUUGCAGCUGGAUGAGCCGGCUGCGACCUUGGGCAUCAAGUCCUGCUCUGCGAGCAACAGCUGGGUCUUUGCCUUGAGGGUGCUGGAUUUGGCACGAGAUGCUGGUGCAUUUGAUGCCGUCUUGUGUAGUGCUGCACUGGAUUCUUGUGGAAAGGGCUUGGCUUGGCGGGAUGUGCUCAAUGUCUUCAGCUACAUCCCUCAGUGUGGUCUUCAGCGAAAUGUGAUCAUGGCCAAUGCAGCGGUCUCAUGCUUUCAACGCACGCGCUUUUGGCGGCUUGCGGCGGCAUUCCUUCAGGAGAUUUCUUCCAAGAGACUGCGACUACUUGACACCACUUUCGACGCCGCCACUGGGGCACUUGGAGCUCAUUCUUGGAAGGAGGCAGUGUUUUGGCUUUGGAAGGCCAGGGGGUGUGGCCUCUCUGGCCAGGAACCUCAGCAUGUUUCGUUGCGUGUGGAUGCCAAGUUUGCCCAAACUCGUUUCUUCCCUCCUAGGCAGCAUGAUGAGGAUCAACAUGGCACUUGGAGCCGCGGCAGCUUCCAGUUGGAGAAGCGGAGGGUCCCUCUUGGAGGGUUCCGAGAUCAAGGCGGAUGUCUACGGAUGGACGUCUGUGAUCUCCGGCUUCACGAGGGCGAGCCGCUGGGAAAGUGCCAGUUCUUUGGCUUCUCAGUUGGCUCGGAGGAGGCUUCAGGCCCAUCUCAUCACCCAGAAUGCGCUGCUGGGAGGUCGAAGUGAAGGUGGACCCAGUGGACCCGGUUCUGCCGCUGGAGCGGGACGUGCGGGACGUGCGGUACCGGCGUCUUCUCGCCCUUGGGACCGGGCCUUGCAGCAGGUCAGCAUCGGAUUUGAUGUUGUGACCGGCUGUUCCUUGGUUUCUGCCGCAACUCUUGCCAAGCAAUGGGCAUCUGCUGUGGGGUUUCUGCAUGCAACGCGUGAGCGCGGUGUUCUUCUUGAUGGCAUUGCGUGGAGCGCAGGUGUUUCAGCCUUGGCAUUUGGCUCUUUUUGGGAAUCAUCUUUGUUGCAAGCCGCCGCCACCAUUUCAGCUUGGAAGGGUUUGUCUGGUGCGAUUACCAGCACACUGCUGGGCUCUUGCACUUUAUGGGAGGUGUGCUGAUGGGCAUGCUGACCAAUGCUUUUCCCCUCGAUAAAGACUUCGAAUACGCGACCAGUUUUGAAGAGGAAGGAUAGCAGUUGCCUUCUCGUUGACAUGGCAUGCAAUUCUUGCCCCCAUCAGGUUGCCAUCAAUGUGUUAGCCUCGACUCAACAUGCGAAUUUGGAGCCUGAUGCCAGCUCGGAUGGUGCGGCGGCAUUCUUGAGAAGUAUCUCGAAAGGUAGCUGGCAACAUUCCUUGGCUUUCGCUGAGCGCGACCACGAAGCAUUGAAACAAGCUUCUGUCGCUGAAAGCAUGGUUCAGUGCCUGCUGCAGGCUGGCUCCUUUGAGGCCUUGCUGCAACACUUGUGGAAAACUCGCCAAACACUUUGCGAGCUUCUUGUGAAGCGCUCACAUGAAAAGGGAUGUGUGUUGUGAUUCUUCUGAGCCAUUUCA